This is a messenger RNA of Trichosporon asahii var. asahii CBS 2479, 4419 nucleotides long. RefSeq lists its product as uncharacterized. The record is from RefSeq and is a predicted model, not a curated record. The transcript is spliced from 3 exons. Gene Ontology annotation, molecular function: histidine phosphotransfer kinase activity; phosphorelay sensor kinase activity. Gene Ontology annotation, biological process: protein autophosphorylation; phosphorelay signal transduction system. Bases 1 to 4419 code for a protein of 1472 amino acids. NCBI's taxonomy places the organism in Eukaryota, Fungi, Basidiomycota, Tremellomycetes, Trichosporonales, Trichosporonaceae.
AUGGUCCUCUCGACCUCCAUAGAACGCCAUGAGGUUGCGCCUGUCACGGACCUCGAAUGGGAUGCAGCACUGAAACACCGCGGCGACGCUGCCCACCCGCGAAUACUUCACUGCGGCUGCCCGACGUCCGCCUACACAGACAACUGCGACCGGCUUGAUCUGCGACGUUCUACCUCUGACUUUGCCAGAGCACCUCGUCCUGGUCUGUCUGCGACACACCCAUACGCCCAACCUCUCUUAGACCACAGCUCGUCCUCUUCCAGCAUCAGAUCCGUCUCCUCGCCUGAGAACGCAAACCCGUUAAUCCACGAAGUCGCGAGUCUAGAGGACGACUUGUCGUCGUUCAGUAGCCUGAGUCUGGACCAGGCGGCUACGAAAUCCCCCAUACCCGCCGGGUGGCGAAGGCACCGUUCCCAUUCUAAAGACCACGUCGAGAACCCCGAGUUCGCGGACCUGCCGUCCCUGGAUCUGACUCUGACGCGGUGCCAUUCCCAGCCUGGACAAGAACGUACGCCGUCCGUCGGUGUCCCCGAGCCUUCGUCGGCAGUGUCGAUGGAGAAGAGUCCGUCGACGACGACUCUGCGCCAGGCGCUGACUUUGGAGGAGAAAGAUGCGGCUAUGCGCCGAGCGGCGCACCCCGCCCGCCGGCAGCAGAGCCAACACUCGCGACUAGCCAGCUUCACACGUACGCCCGGUCCGGCUUUGAACUACCCCUAUCCUGUGCCGGAACGCGAUGGGCUCCCUCGCCCCAUAAACGUGGACGAGGACCCCGGACACCUGUGCAUGGGCGCUGAGCGCCUGCGCCUCCGCGGCAUCUUCGAGGACGAGGGCUGGCUCCCUGCCCCAAAUCCAAGCCAGGCGACGCGCCUCGCACGUGCUACCGCCAUCAGACGUCUUGGGCUGACAGGAUGCGACGACGAGCGCUACGCGGUUAUCGCGAAAUACGCCGAAACGGCAGCCAUGAUCUUCCAGGCGAAGUAUGGCUUUGUGUGUGUCUUACGUGGUGACAUCGAAGAAGUCUAUCUGCCCAACUAUAAGCAGCACAAGAUCACCUUCCCUCUCUCGUCUUCCCUCAUCGCCCAUGCAGUAUUGACCCCGAGUGAGAAAUGCUUCGUCGUAGCCGACCUGGACAAGGACUGGCGGUUUGCCCAACACCCGUCCCGUAUCGGCGAGCGCAAGACACGUUUCAUGGCCGCCGCUCCGCUGCGCUACUUCCACAGCAAUGGAGACUACGCCGACUUUGGCUCGCUCGUGGUGUUCGAUCCAGAACCGCGGGACAGUUUCGAUGAACGCGAACAGAACAUUCUCCUUCGCCUCGCGAACAUGUGCGUGUACCAGCUCGCCACGCUGCAGAGCGAGCGCAUGGCGAAGCGCUCUAGCGGCAUGUACGAGGCGAGCAUUGGCUUCCUUCGCCGCUCUCUCGUGCCCGACGUUCAUGACAACCACUCGGAUACGACCAAGUCACCAACUGAGCGGUCCUCGGAAGCGAAGCGGCCGAGGCGUAGACCGCCAGAGAAGCGCGGCUCGACACAGAGUAGCAGGCGGCACUCGACUCCGCCGCUGGUGCCGAUCGUCUCGCAGCGCCCAUCGCUCAGCGGCCGCACCUCACCUCGUGAGGUGUCCACCGGUGAGCCGCUCGAGACGAAGUCCGGCCCGCGCGACGGAUACAAGUUGAAGCGCCACAGCGAGACCGAAACUGCCAUGUUUGCCGACGCCUGCACGACCCUCCGCGGAGUCCUUGGUGCGAAUGCUGCGUGCAUAGUCGACCUCAGCGACUAUCAGCUUUUCAUCCGGAAGACGCGAGGCAGCACGGCCGGCACGGAGGUGGCGACUGGCGGCGCUGAGGGAUCUCCAGGAUCGACGAAGGAGAAUAUCAUCCGCUCCUUCCUGAGCGGUGAGCCUUGGGCCGACUGGACGGAACCAGUUGUGAAUGCUCGUCGCUCUGCUGUCAGCAUACUCGGUUCCUCUGGCAAUGACUUCGCUUUCGAAUCCAGGGGCGCCGCGACCACGUUAGCGGAGUACGUUUCGGCGUACCUCCGUCAACGACGUUUCUGGUGGGACCGAGAGGACAUGUCCGACUCGCUGGCCUCUCAGCUCCUCCUGCUCAUGCCUGCGGGGACGCAGACGGUACUCGCCAAUGUGUUCCUGGCGUACAAUGGAACGCUCCAAUUCGCGGUAUUCGUAGCGUGGGACAGAGCUCCGGCCUCGUUCGACGACACGUCCCGCCUGGCGAUGCCGUUCGUGUAUAUCGUCGGUGCCGCUCUAGUCAGCAGUAUGGCAGUCGUGCGCAUGCGCGGUAUCGAGGAGAGCCAAAUCUCCUACUCGAACUUGCAGGCGCACGAGCUGCGCACGCCCCUGCACCAGAUCCUGGCUAUCACGCAGCUUCUCCGAUCUUCCAUGCGGGACAUGGCGGCUGCUGAUGAGAGUGCUGGCGGUUCUGACCCCUCUGCGCCGGAUGCCACAGCCGACCUGGCGCUUAGCUGGCCGGUGAAGGCCCUGCCAGAGCGAGUAGUCACCUCGACACUGCAGCAGGUGCGCGACCUGCUCCCCUUCCUCGAUGCCAUCGACACGAGCGGCAAGAUCCUGCACGGCAUCGUGGACAAUAUCCUCACUUUCCUCGACCUGACCGACAAGGACGAGCGGACUGGCGGUGCCGGCGGUGAACUCAAGUCUCUCGGCGGAAACGGCGGACGAACGCCACUCACCAUCGGUGCGCUGCUGGAGGAGCUCAUCCGCGACGCAUACGAGGCGGACAGGCUCUCGCGCUCGUCCCUCGAGGGCGGCGCAGCCGGCGGCGGUGUCACACCCGGCACCCCCAUCAGAGGCGUCACGAAGAGCACGAUUCUCGAGAUCAUCCCCCUGGGUCUAGGCGAUACAGUCAUGGAGGAUGAGGGCGGUGCUCUGCGCCGUGCGCUUCAGCGUAUCCUGGCAAACGCGUACCGCUACCUCGAUGUCGGGGGCUGCGUCGAGGUCUAUCUCGACGACGUGCAUUCCCUCCUCCCGCCAGAGGGUUGCGAAGUGUUGCAACCUUCCGAGCGCCGCGUAUCGCUUAAGAUCAUCGAUUCUGGCCGCGGCAUGUCGACCGACUUUGUGAAGGAGCGUCUUGGCGAGCCCUGGGCCAAGGAAGAUCCAUAUGCGACCGGCUCAGGGCUCAGUGUGCAUCUCGCAUACCGCAUUAUCGAGCUUAUGGGUGGAUACAUGGAGAUCUCGUCCGCGCCAGGCAAAGGCUGCAGCGUUAGCAUCGAGGUGCCACUUCCGAUGGCGCAGUUGCCAGCGCCGGCACCGAGCCUGGCGGAACGGGACGAGCCGAGGCAGAUCGCCGUGCAAGGCUUCACGCGCUUCCACGACCCGCAUUGCGCGCUGAAGCGGAUCGGCUCCAUGCUCGAGCGCACGUAUAGGAAGCUCGGGCACAGCGUCGUCGCCGACCCCAAGGACGCGGACCUCGUCGUUGUCGAGGGUACGCUGGCGCUGACGCCGGAGGGCAUGGCGAUGCUGUCGGCCAUGCCUGCAGAUCUGGUCCUGUUCGUAGGCGAGGAUGCCGCGCCGUUUGCAAACACGAUCGCAAUGCUGUCGCAGGACCCGCCCGGACGCACCGUGCGCGUCCUGAAGGAGCCUCUCACGCCUGCGGCCCUCGCGCACAGCGCCGCGAGCGCGGCGGCGGAGCUGACGCCGGUACCUGAGAUCGUCACGGAGGACGGCUGGCGACCGAAGAAUGUAGCGGAGAGCAUCGCCGCGCUGUGCUUGGGAGACUACUUCUCGUCACGUCGCAGUGCACGUCCGCCGCCUCCGACUGCUUCCUCGUCCUCUGUUCCGUCCUCGGCCCGAACGUCUGCGUCCUCUACCUCCGGUACGGCUGCCACACCUCCGAGCCCGCCGAGCAGCCACUCGUCCCCCUCACCUGCGACCCGGUACCUCAUACCGGAGUACAGCCCCUUGUUCGAAGGCGACGAGGACCCCGCCCUGCCCCCGCCGGCGGAAGUCACCUCCGUCCUUGUCGUAGAGGACAAUGUGAUCAACCGCAAGAUCCUGGUCAAGAUCCUCCGCCAAGCGCUGGGGAAGGAGUGCGAGCUCGCCGAGGCCACAAACGGCAAAGUCGCACUCGACAUGUUCCGCGACCUGAGCCGGCGUAGGCCCAUCAUCGUGUUGCUCGAUAUCAAUAUGCCGGUGCUCGAUGGGUGGGCGACGGCGAGCGAGAUGCGCGCCAUCGAGCGCGAGAGGGAGAAGCUGCGUGCUGGGCUUGGACGCAAGAGAGGGCCCAGCAAGAUAUUCGCCGUUACUGCGCUUGCGGGGCAGAAUGAGAAGAGGAGAGGACUCGUCGAGUGCGGCUUUGACGGAUGGCUCACCAAGCCGUGUGAUAGGGAUACGCUGUGUCGGGUUGUCGAGAGUGCUCGGCGAGAGUUACAGGGCCUCGCGACGUAG